Molecule: messenger RNA, 921 nt
Organism: Prinia subflava (tawny-flanked prinia)
Lineage: Eukaryota; Metazoa; Chordata; Aves; Passeriformes; Cisticolidae
Gene: PHOX2A
Product: paired like homeobox 2A
Exons: 3
Coding region: 55-879 (274 amino acids)
Biological process (GO): regulation of transcription by RNA polymerase II
Molecular function (GO): DNA-binding transcription factor activity, RNA polymerase II-specific; RNA polymerase II transcription regulatory region sequence-specific DNA binding
Source: RefSeq, a predicted model, not a curated record
GGCAGGAGGCGGCGGGGACGGGCGGGCGGCAGCCGGGGCCGCACCGGGCUCGCCAUGGACUACUCCUACCUCAACUCCUACGAGUCCUGCGUGGCCGCCAUGGAGGCGAGCUACGAGUUCAGCCCCUGCAGCCAGGCGGGCUCCUUCCAAUACAGCCCAAUGCGGGGGGGCUUCGGGCCCGCGCCCGCCUGCGCUCCCCUCGCCUCCGCCAGCUGCGCCCUGGGUGCCCUCCGCGACCACCAGCCCUCGCCGUACUCGGCAGUUCCCUACAAAUUCUUCUCGGACCCGUCGGGGAUCAAUGAGAAGCGGAAGCAGCGGCGGAUCCGGACAACCUUCACCAGCUCCCAGCUGAAGGAGCUGGAGAGGGUCUUUGCCGAGACCCACUACCCCGACAUCUACACCCGCGAGGAGCUGGCCCUCAAGAUUGACCUCACCGAGGCCCGUGUGCAGGUAUGGUUCCAGAACCGUCGAGCCAAAUUCCGCAAGCAGGAGCGUGCGGCCAAUGCCAAGGGCACCAGUGGCACUGGCAGCACCGGGAAGAAGUCGGAGCCGCGCUCCUCCUCAGAAGAUGACGAAUCCAAAGAAUCCAACUGCAGCCCGACUCCAGACAGCACGGCAUCCCUGCCUGCUGCUGCCAUCGGCAGCCCCGGAGGCAGCCUGAGCCCCAGCCCUGGCACGGGGGCACCACUGGGACCCGGCCAUGCCCCCCAGCCUCUCAAGGCACCCCUCUGGCCAGGAGUGGGGGGCGGCAGCGGUGCCCCCAACACGGCCGAGCUGCUGAAGGCCUGGCAGCCCACCGAGGCUGUGCCGGGACCCUUCUCUGGCGUCCUCUCCUCCUUCCAUCGGAAACCAAACGGCAUCAAGACAAACCUCUUCUGAUCGCUGAACCACCGGAUCUGGCUGCCCCCAAACCCCCCUCGG